Lottia gigantea (owl limpet) is the source of this 2691-nucleotide messenger RNA. RefSeq lists its product as hypothetical. The transcript has a single exon. Bases 1 to 2691 code for a protein of 896 amino acids. Lineage: Eukaryota; Metazoa; Mollusca; Gastropoda; Lottiidae. The record is from RefSeq and is a predicted model, not a curated record. Gene Ontology annotation, molecular function: nucleotide binding; nucleic acid binding.
AUGACAACUGCUAGAAUUUGCGAAUUCAAUAAGAAAUUUAAUACUAAUUUUCAAAUAUAUAUGCCCAAACAUAGACAUUUUCAACCACAGAAAGUAACCGAAGAAUUAGAUUGGGUUUUUUAUUUACACAAAGAUCAUUUCUGUUUGAUAAGAAGAAAUAACAAAGCUUUGGGCAUUAAAGAAAUAGAAGAUAAUUACGAUGAAAACGUAUGGAGAACUUGUGAAGAUGAUAAUGCGGUAACGCAAGUUUCACUUCUAAAACUAAACGUUUUUCCAACCAUUCCCGAUUAUUGUUUAUACGCAUGGGAUUGCGAAACCUAUUGCGAAAAAGAAACGAAUAAAGCCAUUCCUUAUUGUUGUACUUUAGUCAAUUUGGAAAAACUGAGGAAAAGAUUAGAUGAUUAUAAUAAUUACUUACGUGAUUUAAGUGAUUUUAAUGAGACUCUAGAUUUUAAGCCGUCAGAUCCCAUUUCAGAAGAAUUUUACAACAAACUCAAGACUAAUAUAGUAGAAAUAUUUGUAGGUACAGAUUGUAUAGAUCAAAUGUUACAACGUUUAGGAAAAGUAGAUCAGAAAAGACUAACUUUAAUUUCCCAUAACGGCAGUGGUUUUGAUAACUGGAUCAUGAUCAAAAACGUAAAAAAACUAACACAGUGCCCUUUAAAAACAGCUAGAGGAAUUCUGUCUCUACCUUUAACUAAUUCAUUCACUGAUGAAUAUUUACAGAAAAAACGGAAAAGACAGAAAGAAAUAAAGGGUAACUCUAAUUAUUUGCAAAAUAUUAAUUUCACAUGUUCCUAUCAACACGAAUCAUCUAGUUUGGCAGCAUGGGGAAAAUCAUCUAAUCUACCAAUGAAUUUGAGAAAGAUCGAGGAUAUUAAUAUUGCAAAAUACACUAAAGAUAAUUGGGAAUCUUUAAGACACGAAUGGGAACCUUACGCUAAAAGAGAUACUCUAUGUCUCGGAGCUUUUUUGAUAAAAUACAAUCAAGCCAUGAAAAAAACUGUCUUCCAAAACGUUUCCAAUAAUCUAACGGCUCCUUUAUCUUUAAAGGGUUGGUAUUAUUUAUAUCAUUACGAUAAAGAAAUGGUUGAAGAAGAAUGGUAUGAAAGUACUAGAAUGGUUCCGAAACAUACGGAAAAACAAAACGUAGAAAAAGUUUACUCGCAUACUCACCCUUUUAUAAGAUAUUUUAUCAGACAAAGUAUUAAAGGAGAAAGAGUUUCGGCAAAUCGAAAAUCAUUUGAAACGAAUAAAAUGAAUGAGAUCUGCGCCAUAUUAAAAGAAUACAAUGAAAGUGACACUGAAGGAAUAAUAGAUUUAUUCAAAGAAUACAGUGUUAACCCAAAAGAUAAAACGGAAGUUCACGCUAAACUCAAAGAACUGGACUAUUCUAAACUGAUGGCAUUUGACGCUAAUGGGUUAUACGCUUCAGCCAUGACAGAAGGUGAAUAUCCUAAAGCGGAAAGUGCAAGAGCGUUUCUACUAGAAGAAGAAAAAGAAUUUGUAAAACUCUUCAAUAAACAAAAAUUCAGACCUAGAACUGCUAUUUUAAAAGUUUGGUUUGAAUAUCCCAAAAAAAUGUUCUUUCAACCCAUACCAGCUAAAGAUAAAAUAACUUUUACGAAUAGAAUAGGUCAGAAGGAAACUGGCACUAAAAUCAGGUUCAGAAAUGGUUUCUGUCACGACGUUUUAACAUCAGUUGAUAUUCAAGAAAAAGUGAAAUCCGGUGGUAAAAUUAUUAGAAUAUUAGAUGGUAUAGUUUACGAAAAAAAUUUUAAAACUCCACCAUACAGAGAUUAUAUUUUAAUUUUGAAGGAAUUAAGGAAUAAAUACAAAAAAGGAGAUAUGGUUGCUAGUAAUUGCAUGAAAUUAUUAGGUAAUUCCUUAUACGGUAAAUCUAUUCAGAAGGAUAUAAAUACAUCGAGACAUCUAUGGAGUGAAGCGACUUUUAAAGCCAACUUCGAUUCACACGUCAAAAGCUAUGAAAAAGUAAAUGAUAGUCAAUAUAUAGUUGAGAUGAAUGAAGAAGAAAAAGAGUUUGUUCCUCCAAAGGAUUUUACUAGAUUAACACCCACUCAUUUAGGUGCAUUUAUAUUAUCUCACAGUAAAAAAAUAAGGAACAAUUUCAUUCACGUCAUAGAUGGAUUUUAUAUGCCUGAAAUAUACUAUACAGAUACCGAUAGUUUAUACAUUUCGUCUAGUAAUUGGGAUAAAUUAAAUGAAGCUGGGUUGGUGUCUGAAAACGAAUAUAGCAAAGGGAAGAAUGAUUACGGUGAUGGUGGAAUCAUAUUUGGUUUAUAUUUAGCGCCAAAAGUAAAAUACAAUAUCAUUCUAACUUUCGAUGGUGUUUUAAAAGAAAAGAAAACGUUUAAGGGUUACUCUAACUAUAAGAUUAAGGUAGAAGACUACAUUCAAUUAGCUAGUGGACAUGACGUAACGAAUGAAUUUAAGAAACCUUGGGUAAAAAGUUUUACUAAUGGAAUAGUUAUUCCUAAUGAAAAACAAAAGAAAGUUUUUAGAAGUUAUCUGAAUCUCGUUAAGAGAAAAACACCAAACAGUGAAGGAAUUAUGUAUCCUUACAACAAUAAAGAUGAGAUGUGUUUGGAUGAAAACUAUGAAUUUGAUGAUUUCGAUUAUCUAACUAUUCAAGAAGAGAAUGAAGAGUGUUAUUUUUUUUGUUUUAAAUGA